CUGUGCAUUCGUCAACAUUCCAUUAUACACACAAAACAUAUUGUAAUUUAGUUCAUUAAAUAAUUUCUGUAGAUUUAUUUUCGAGAAAAAAUGGCAACUAUCGAUGAAAAACAAGUGAAAUCGAGAGAUACUCUCAUAAGUCAGCAAUUGGAAGAUAAGGAAAUUCAAGAGAUUUUGAAAAGUGGCACCGAUUUACGCCAAUAUUCACAACAAAUUGAAAAAGAUCUGAAGGCUGUCGAAAAUCAAUCGAUUGAAGAAUACAUUAAAGAAAGCCAAAAUAUUGCAUGCCUACACAAUCAAAUUGGUGAUUGCGAUUCGAUUUUGGAGCGAAUGGAAUCGAUGCUUACCAAUUUUCAGAGCAUUUUGAGUAACAUAAGUACGGAGAUAACAACAUUGCAGAAAAAAUCGGUAUCGAUGUCUGUACAAUUGACAAAUCGUCAGAGUGUGCGAGCGCAACUAUCACAGUUCAUUGAGGAUAUGGCCAUUCCAGAAGAUAUGAUUAGUGUCAUAAUGCAAACGGCUGUUACCGAAAAAGAUUUCAGUACACAGUUAAGUAAUCUCAAUCACAAAUUGAAUCUUGUCAAAGAGCUACAGUUCAAAGAUGCCAAGUCAUCGGAGGAUGUUAAAGAUGUUUUGGAAAAGCUAAAAAUCAAAGCAAUGUCGAAAAUACGUCAAUAUUUGCUAGAACAGAUUUAUAAAUUCCGUAAACCAAUGACCAACUACCAAAUUCCACAGAAUGCAAUGCUGAAGAACAAAUUCUUUUUUGAGUUUAUUCUAUGCAAUGAACGACAAGUUGGUCAGGAGAUUUGCAACGAAUAUGUAGAUACAAUGAGCAAAAUUUAUUACAGCUAUUUUAAGAGUUAUUCAUCACGUUUGGCAUCAUUGAAGUUUGAAGACCCAGUGACAAAAGACAAUUUAAUGGGACAUGAAGACACUAACACCAAACAGAGUCUAUUCUCCAAAGCGACUUCAUUGCGCAACAAAGGCACAACAUUCACAAUUGGUAAUCGUGGUGAAAUUUUAAGCCAGCAGCUUGAAGCACCGAUCUUAGUUCCACAUGCACAACAGAAAAUUCAAUAUCCGUACGAAGCUCUGUUUCGUUCCGAGCAGUACGCAUUGGUUGAUAAUGCAUGCAGAGAAUAUCUAUUUGGCACUGAAUUUUUCAUGGUACGCGGCAGUCAGGCACAAGAUUUAUUCAAUCAAAUUAUGGGCAAAACAUUGACAUUGUUAAUUAAAAAUGUCGAAACUUACAUUCAAGAUUGUUAUGAUAGCAUCGCAAUGUUUCUGUGCAUUCAGUUGAUUUUACGGUUUCAAAUUUUAUGCCAUAAACGAUGCGUUCCGGCCUUGGAUAAGUACUGGGACUCAUUGCAAGCUGCGAUUUGGCCGCGAUUUGAGCUGAUCUUUCGAAUGAACAUUCAGAGUGUGCGUGAUUGUGAUCCGAAUAAAUUCAACAAAAGUCUUGCCCCGCACUAUAUAACGCGUCGCUAUGCUGAAUUCAGUGCGGCUAUCGUUGGAAUAUCAGAACAAUUCCCAAAUGAGCUCGUAAGCCGUCUUUUGCUUGAUCUUCAGAAUGAAGUUGAAUGUUUCAUCAUGAAAAUGGCUGGCAUUUUUACGUCAAGAAAGGAGCAAUUGAUAUUUUUGAUCAAUAACUAUGAUAUGAUUUUGAAUGUAUUGCUAGAACAUACACGUGAUAAUUCGAAAGAGGCAGAGACAUUCCGCCAUCACCUUACGACACGAAGUACAGAAUAUGUUGAAGAAAUAUUGGCGCCGCACUUUGGUGGAAUUAUGAUGUUUGUGAAAGAUAUGGAGCAUCAAAUUGAGAAAAAUCCGUCCGGCAAUGUAACUUAUAAUGAACAUCAUGCAUUACAAUUGGUAACCAAAUUUUCGGCCAAUUGGAAGAAAGCGAUCGAAGAUAUAAAUCGUGAAAUCACAGUAUCAUUUCAGUCGUAUGUCACCGGUUCCACGUUGCUACAGUUAGCAUUGGCCAGUUUAGUGCAAUAUUAUCAUCGAUUUCAUAAGCUUCUCAAUCCAAAUGAACGUAUGCAAUUAACUAAUAUUCAUCUCAUCACAGUGGAAAUUAAGAAAAUUAACAAACUAUCCGGAUUCACAAACUAAAGUAAUGUUCAGUCUGUACAUAAAAU
Messenger RNA from Contarinia nasturtii (swede midge), 2141 nucleotides. RefSeq names its product vacuolar protein sorting-associated protein 52 homolog (gene Vps52). NCBI's taxonomy places the organism in Eukaryota, Metazoa, Arthropoda, Insecta, Diptera, Cecidomyiidae. Gene Ontology annotation, molecular function: syntaxin binding. The record is from RefSeq and is a predicted model, not a curated record. The coding region runs from base 91 to 2115 and encodes 674 amino acids. Gene Ontology annotation, cellular component: GARP complex. Gene Ontology annotation, biological process: Golgi to vacuole transport; retrograde transport, endosome to Golgi; endocytic recycling. The transcript is spliced from 7 exons.